Messenger RNA from Aphanomyces invadans, 351 nucleotides. RefSeq lists its product as hypothetical. The record is from RefSeq and is a predicted model, not a curated record. NCBI's taxonomy places the organism in Eukaryota, Oomycota, Saprolegniomycetes, Saprolegniales, Verrucalvaceae. The transcript has a single exon. The coding region runs from base 1 to 351 and encodes 116 amino acids.
AUGAAAUUCAGAUCCGUGGAGUUUCACGAAUUGGUCGUGCGAGGACUGGACCUGUGGGUUGACGACAACGUGAAAGACAGGGCCGAGAUCCUCGUCGGCCGGCCCGCAAUAAAUGCCUUUGGGUAUUCCGCCGACGGGGUGCUCGUGGCGGCAAGGAAGCUAGCCGCCAUCUGGGACCUGGACGCUCUAGAUCCAGAGCCAGAACCGACGACGUCCAUGGCGAGAGUGAAUCGCCUUAUGCAGGCGGAGUUGGAUGACGACGGGGACGAAUACGAUGGUCUCCAGUGCGCGACGCCAUUGCCGUGUUCGUUCGACGUGACUGCGCAAGCAGAGCGCAAGGCAGCAGUCUAG